Anopheles moucheti is the source of this 1939-nucleotide messenger RNA. RefSeq names its product dolichyldiphosphatase 1-like. The coding region runs from base 394 to 1146 and encodes 250 amino acids. Gene Ontology annotation, biological process: protein N-linked glycosylation; lipid biosynthetic process. The transcript has 3 exons. The record is from RefSeq and is a predicted model, not a curated record. Gene Ontology annotation, molecular function: dolichyldiphosphatase activity. Gene Ontology annotation, cellular component: endoplasmic reticulum membrane; intracellular membrane-bounded organelle. Lineage: Eukaryota; Metazoa; Arthropoda; Insecta; Diptera; Culicidae.
UUGCCAACAGUUUCUGCACAACUUCUGAUUCUGAAUAUAUGCAUGUUUCGCAUAUAUUGUCGGUAUUGAUAGUGAAACGAGUGCAGAACUGCUAUCAACACAAUCCAAGAGUUGCAAUGGUAUCGCUAGGCGUACAAUCCAAUUACGAACAGUAACCGCAAACGUAGCUGGACGAGCUCAACAGUCUCGCAGUGAAACGAGGGGCUUUACUCAUUAUCCCCCAACUGCCUUAAUCAAUCUUCAAGCCUAUUUCUUGAUCCCAUCAAACACCAUAAGUGAGAUUUCAGCGUGGUUCGCUAAAAAGACUCCUAUACCGGUACCGGUAGUGAUCAUCCAUUCAUCGCCCUACACACUGAACCAAUGUCACAUCAUCCUUAGAAGCCAAGCUUCGAGAUGUCCUCGCCUGAUAUGCUACUCCCGAACGAACCGAUUCUGCCGGUAGACGAAAACAUAGCAACGGAAUGGCAACCCAUCACACUGACGCUGGUAGAAUAUCCUAAAGGUGAUCUUAUCGGAAAGCUGCUAGCAUGGAUAAGCCUAGCGCCACUUGGUAUCGGUGCUGGAUUCGUGGCAUUAAUACUGUUCCGACGAGAUCUGCACACCAUCGUGUUCUUUCUAGGGACGCUAGUGAAUGAGUGUUUCAACAUCCUGCUAAAGCACUGGAUAAAAGAACCGCGACCGUUGUCACGGGCCCAAAUUUGGACUGAGUAUGGCAUGCCUUCAUCGCACUCACAGUUUAUGUGCUUUUUUGCCACCUACGUACUGCUGUUCAUCUUUAUAAGACUGCAUCACAUAAACAAUAAUAAUAGCGCAAGGUUCGAGCGGCUCGUACGAUUGCUCGUGCUUGCCAUUUGCUGGACGGCAGCAUUUCUCGUCUGCUUCGGUAGGAUCUAUUUACUGUACCAUACACUUUCCCAAGUGCUAAUUGGUGCCCUUGUCGGUACGGUGAUGGGAGCGCUAUGGUUUCUGUUAACCCACUUCGUCCUCACACCCUACUUUCCCAUGGUGGUGCUGUGGCGUGUGUCCGAAUUGUUUCUACUGCGAGAUACCACCCUCAUACCGAACAUUCUCUGGUUCGAGUACACCGUUACGCGUCACGAAGCGCGGGCCCGAUCGCGGAAGCUGGUGAGCAUGAAAUCUCAGUGACGUUUUUGGUCACCCUGACGACGAUACUCGUACAUCAAAUAGCAUCAAUAGCAGCGCUGCGUUCUUUGCACACUUACACCAUCUUCAAACCCUAACCACCUAAAACGAGGAUACGAAAAGCAAAGGAUUAGCGAAGCAAAGCAGCAAUAUGAGUAGGAUAGCUGUAACGGGGUAGAUUUUGUGCAUGUUUGAGCCAUCAAAGACACAACUGGAACGGAUACAAUAUGGACCCCAACAAUAACACACAUUGGACAGCCUUGUGUCAUGAUACCACAAAUCCAUCUUCGGAUCUGCUUAGGUAGUAAGAACAUUAAUACUUAGCUUGAAUUAGAAAUUCAACACCGAUUUCCGAUGCAAAAAUUACCGUAGCGUAAAGAGCGGGUUUGUUUUGCCUUCGUAUGGCGAACUAAUGGAUAGCAUUAAAAGGUAGUGCAGCAUUAAAGCAAAAACAAAAUAACAAACUGGUAGCAUGCUGAACAGUACGGAACGCACGAAAGCACUCCUCAAGCAACUGGGCGUUGCAUUCAUGAAGCAUUAGUAAAAAUCAAACGAUUAAAGGAGCUUUCACACUUCGGUGCGACACCAGUUGCACGUGCACGUGCACCAGACACAUACACACACUGCAAGAAUAUAAUGUGAUGAUACACCGUUUGAGAAAACACUAGAAAACGAAACAAAAACAACAUUGAACACUGGAAGUGAUCGAUUUUUUUCGAUUCCUACGCACGGAAAGGAAAAAUAAAUAACAAAACGAGCUGAAGCGAAAUAAGUUUAGCAGCUCGUGCGAAUAAUU